UUACAGUUCAGGAAACUGAGACAAAGAGCAGUUCAGUGGCAUGAGGUCACACAGCUGCCACAGGACCAAGUCUUCAGGCUGGCCACCUCCGUCAGGAACCUGGGGCUUGAACCAGGUACCACCCUAUGGAUGGGAGAUGAUGACAAACCGAGAUGGACGGGACUAUUUCAUCAAUCACAUGACACAAGCAAUCCCAUUUGAUGACCCUCAGUUUGACAGCUGCCAAAUCAUUCCCCCAGCUCCACGGAAGGUGGAGAUGAGGAGAGACCCUGUGCUGGGUUUUGGUUUCGUGGCAGGAAGUGAAAAGCCAGUGGUUGUUCGCUCAGUGACACCAGGUGGCCCCUCAGAAGGCAAGCUGAUUCCAGGAGAUCAGAUUGUAAUGAUUAAUGAUGAGCCAGUCAGCGCUGCACCAAGAGAGCUGGUCAUCGACCUGGUCAGAUUGUUAAGUGAUAUUUUUAAUUGGGCACGAGAGAGCAUAUUUGAUAUAACUUCUCAAGUGCUGAUCAAGAAUCUGCUUUAA
This is a messenger RNA of Psammomys obesus (fat sand rat), 520 nucleotides long. RefSeq names its product FERM and PDZ domain containing 4 (gene Frmpd4). Gene Ontology annotation, molecular function: protein binding. The record is from RefSeq and is a predicted model, not a curated record. The transcript has 5 exons. Lineage: Eukaryota; Metazoa; Chordata; Mammalia; Rodentia; Muridae. Bases 41 to 520 code for a protein of 159 amino acids.